AUGGCCUCAAACAUGGAGAUUGCCAUGAAUCCAUGGGAAGUCCAAGCGUUGGAUUACCAAUUCUCAGACGAAGCACUACCGAUUCAAGGGGGGACAUCGGAUGCUCCCAGGAGUACAUGGCCGGCCAUGUCAGAUUCCGUAUUCUACCCAGGCUUAUAUUCCGGCACCGGUUUCGACAUUCUGGCGAUUUUGCUACGUGUCGUGAACCGACCAAACCCCCAAUUUGAAAUCGGUGCCGUGGACUGCUCCGUCGCCCUCGUGCUCUGUGACCUCGAGCAGCCCGACCAGCCCAUUGUGUACGCAUCUGACGCAUUCUGCGACCUCACCGGCUACUCGCAAGCAGAAGUCCUAGGCCAUAACUGUCGGUUUCUGCAAAAGCCGCACCCCAGCGCAAAGGGAAAGUCAAAAUCUAAGCCUAGACACGACAAGGCGGCUGCUUCUCAAAUGCGGCAUGCACUGCAGAGGGGGGCAGAGAUACAACUGACUGUGUUGAAUUACCGAAAGGAUGGGCAUCGGUUCAACAACCUCAUCAGCAUCAUUCCCGUGGAGCUGGAUGAAUCUGGCUAUCGUUAUGCUGUCGGGCUGCUGGUUGAAGUUGAGUAG
Molecule: messenger RNA, 603 nt
Organism: Pochonia chlamydosporia 170
Lineage: Eukaryota; Fungi; Ascomycota; Sordariomycetes; Hypocreales; Clavicipitaceae
Product: cellulose signaling associated protein ENVOY
Exons: 3
Coding region: 1-603 (200 amino acids)
Cellular component (GO): nucleus
Source: RefSeq, a predicted model, not a curated record